Dipodomys ordii (Ord's kangaroo rat) is the source of this 1969-nucleotide messenger RNA. It is a transcript of the gene Cep19, whose product is annotated as centrosomal protein 19kDa. NCBI's taxonomy places the organism in Eukaryota, Metazoa, Chordata, Mammalia, Rodentia, Heteromyidae. The transcript has 4 exons. Gene Ontology annotation, cellular component: ciliary basal body; centrosome; centriole. The record is from RefSeq and is a predicted model, not a curated record. Gene Ontology annotation, biological process: microtubule anchoring at centrosome; trans-Golgi to periciliary membrane compartment transport. Bases 334 to 825 code for a protein of 163 amino acids.
UGGUUGCCGUGGGAACAGCUCCGCGGGCCCCGCAGCGGGACCCUGGACACGGGAUCCCCGGACCUGGUGUCUCCCAGGUGUGGCCCCUGGAGAAAGCCCGCUGCGUCGGUGACGUCGGGAUAAGAAGGUCAGCCUUGCGCUGGCAGGGACGUGAAGAGAAGCGGCUACGCACCGAGAUCCGUGUCCCGCUACGAUGAGAGACACCAAGGCCUCGGCAGUCACUGACCCGCAGAAGGACGGUGUUCACCUUAAAGAUAACUAGCAGGAAGUUAUUAUGCAGUUAAUACAUCUUCAUCAAGUUUCAUUUAACUUACCCUGAGGCAUAUGUGAAAAAUGAUGUGCACUGCCAAGAAGUGUGGGAUUAGAUUCCAGCCUCCAGCUAUCAUCUUAAUUUAUGAGAAUGAAAUCAAAGGGAAGAGUCGUCAGCGCAUCAUGCCAGUUCGAAACUUUUCAAAGUUUUCAGAUUGUUCAAGAGCUGCUGAACAAUUAAAGAAUAAUCCACGACACAAAAGUUACCUAGAACAAGUAUCUCUGAAGCAAUUAGAGAAGUUGUUUAGUUUUUUACGAGGUUACUUGCAGGGACAAAGCUUAGAGGAAACCAUGAAACAAAUUGAACAGGAAACAACCAUUGAUCCUGAGGAAGAUCUAAACAAACUAGAUGACAAGGAGCUUGCCAAAAGGAAGAGAAUCAUGGAUGAACUUUUUGAGAAAAAUCAGAAGAAGAAGGAUGAUCCGGAUUUUGUUUAUGACAUUGAGGUAGAAUUCCCACAAGAUGAACAAGUUCAGUCCUGUGGCUGGGAUACAGAGUCAGCCGAUGAGUUCUGAUGCCAAACUCAAUUUAUUAGGCUAGAAGAAUAUGUUUCUAUAAAGAACAUAGUAUGGUUCUAAAAAAAAAUCUAUCAAUAGCACUAAGUAUAUGUGUUGGGUCAUAAAAACCAGGACAUUUACAUUUACUGUGUAGAUACAAGAUGAACAUAGGAAGAAAACAUAGGCAUCUGCCUUUAGGAUCUCCUUUGGGAGAUUAAAAAAAAAAAAGCUAAUCAAUAAUGUUAAGCAGCAAAAAGUUAGAACCAGGUGCUUAGUAAAGACAAGAAGUUAGAGCCUAAAUUACUAUACAAUGCAACAACCAUGGAAGAUCUUAGUGGAGAAAUAGUGUUUUGCCUGGUCUUUCAAAUGGUAAUAUUUGGAUAGGAGCUUAUAAUAGAAUUCCAAGUGAGAGCAACUGGGGAAAAGAGGAAGGAAAGUAGUAAAGAGACAAGAAAGAGAUUUUUUUUAAUUUGAGUAACAGUAAGCAAAUUGUAGUUUGAUGGUUGGAGAACAUUAAGUCUGGUAUACUUAAGUUUUUGUGCAUACAUAACUCUAGAGGGGACUAUCAAUGCACCAUGCUAGCUUCACGUGGAUGGCCUGUGAUGAAUAACAGGAGAAUUCUGCCUCUGUGGGGUCAGAAAAUACAUACGAAAAAUAUUCUCAAACCACAAUGAGAGCUUUGUUUGUAAAAUGGGAAAUCCAUCCAUAAUGAAUGAGCAAUAUGUACUGCCAGCCAGGCCUGUUCAUGAGUUUGGGUGUACAAAGAGGAUCUUCGUUUAACAGUAUCUGUGUGAUGAUGUAUUUGUUCUUGCUAGAAUGCUGUUUAACUGGUAGAAGUCCUAUGUUUUCACUAGGGAUAUUAAUAUUCAUUAAAUAAGGCUAUGUAAAUAAUUAUUGUUUUUAUCUGUUUAUCUCUACUGUCUUUCCCAUCAAAUACCAUAAUAAGGGGAUUAUUUAUAUAGUGCUAACAAAUCAGAGUCUGAAGAUAGGCACGUCUCUUACAUAUAUUUGCCAAAGACAGCAAAAAGAAUUUGCAGAAUUAGAGAGCCUUCUGUACCUACAUCAUUUUCCAUAUACCUCAUUGUAUAUAUUGAGUAAUUUAAAAGCUGCCUUUAGUAGUACUGUGAAUACUCAAUUUUAAUAAACAUUAAGUUGUCUUCUA